AUAAAAGCUCUUUGUGCGUCAUCUUUUACCACCGAAUUGGCAGAUCGAACGGGUGAGAGAGAUUUGUAUCUACACCAUUUCACCAGCCCAGCCCCAGCCCCAUUCCAAUCUUGUACCAUACACACAAACCAAAUGAAAGAAUCCAUCAUUCUGACCCUCUCCAUGUUACGUGGCUACACCCAUCUGGAACCAACCAGAGGCCGAUUUCCACUUCAGCUCCCCCAUUUGACUUGUUCACCAUGUUCAACAAAUUGUGCAAAAAGCUCCAAGUGGACAUCGAACAAGCCAGAACCGAAGCCACCAUUUGUAUUGUGAGUACAUCAGGGUUUCAAUGUAAACGACCGGCGCACGUCCCUAG
Messenger RNA from Cantharellus anzutake, 358 nucleotides. RefSeq lists its product as uncharacterized. NCBI's taxonomy places the organism in Eukaryota, Fungi, Basidiomycota, Agaricomycetes, Cantharellales, Hydnaceae. The transcript has a single exon. The record is from RefSeq and is a predicted model, not a curated record. Bases 133 to 315 code for a protein of 60 amino acids.